Molecule: messenger RNA, 3280 nt
Organism: Pelodiscus sinensis (Chinese soft-shelled turtle)
Lineage: Eukaryota; Metazoa; Chordata; Testudines; Trionychidae
Gene: SDC2
Product: syndecan 2
Biological process (GO): cell migration; dendrite morphogenesis
Cellular component (GO): cell surface; membrane
Source: RefSeq, a predicted model, not a curated record
CGCUCUGCUGCCUUUUCACACGCAGAGGAGAGGACGGAGACAGUCCCUGCACUGACCGAGGGCGAAGGGAGCAGCUCGGGACCUGCGAAGCUCCGCUCUCCCCACUCCUGCCUCGAGCCCCUCCGCGCGCCCAAACUUUUGCUCCCUCGUUUAUUGAUGCAGCCGAAACUGUGUCAGGAAAAUUAAAAUCCCCUCGGGGCAGGAGGGAGGGAGGGAGACACCCUCCCCACCAACCAACCAACCAACUCCGCCCUGUGCCUAGUGGGAUUCCUGCCUGCAGGCAGCCAACAAGUGAGAAGCGGCGGCGCCAGAGGCGGCUGCGGGAGGGAGGGAGCGGAGAGCCCGGGAUUUCUGUCGCUGGUGCUGCGGGCUCUGGUAGCGGCAAAGCAGCCGGGGAUCGCUCGGCGGCUGGGUUUUGCCUGAAGCGGCAGCUUGCCUCGCCUGCACCCCGGGAAUAAUGCGGAGCGCGUGGAUACUGCUCACUUGUGGCUUGGUGGCCUGUGUGUCCGGGGAGUCGAGAGCAGAGUUGACCUCUGAUAAAGACCUGUAUCUCGACAACAGCUCUGUUGAAGAAGCAUCAGGCGUCUAUCCAAUUGACGAUGACGAUUAUUCUUCUGGGUCAGGCUCAGGAGCUGAAGAAGAUGAAGAUAGCUCAGUGACAGAAACAUCUAGAAUACUUCCAAAGAUACCAUCAACUAGUGAUGCGCCGAAAGCUGAGACAACUACACUGAAAACACAGACCAAGAUACCUGCACAAACAAAGUCACCUGAAGAAAAUGACGACAAAGAUAAAAUUCAGAAGACAAAGUCUAACGCUAACAAAAAGAACGACCCUGGUGAUGACACUGAUGUAUUUACUGAGAAGCAUUCAGAAAACCUCUUUCAAAGAACAGAAGUACUUGCAGCUGUUAUUGCUGGUGGAGUUAUUGGCUUUCUCUUCGCAAUUUUCCUUAUCUUGCUGUUGGUAUAUCGCAUGAGGAAGAAGGAUGAAGGUAGCUACGACCUUGGUGAACGUAAACCAUCCAGUGCUGCCUAUCAAAAGGCACCUACUAAGGAGUUUUAUGCAUAAAACUCCUACUUAGUGUCUCUAUUUAUGAGAUCACUGAACUCUUUUAAAUAAAGCUUUUGCAUAGAAUAAUGAAGAUCUUUUUUCUUUAAAGAGCCAUUAUGGCACCUUUAUGAUAAAAUCCCAUUGUAUUUAAAACUUUUCAUGUAUUCCUUUAAAAAAUGUAAAAUUAAAACUUAACAUUUGCAGUGUUCUGUGAAUAGCAGUGGUAAAGCAUUAUUUUAUAAAACCAUUGAUGUUCACUGAAUCAUUUUUAAAACUUUAUGCAUAAAUAUAAAAUAAUGAAAAUGAUUGUUUUAUCCUAUGGCUCAAUGAAAGUUGUUUAAUUUUUGUCAGCAUGUCUCAGAUUGAUCUUACAAGUUAGUUUUUAUUUCAUUAAUUUAUCGAUUUCCAAAAAAAUGCCUUUUUGUAGUUGUCAUGGUGCAAUUUGUCUUCAGAUAAUUCAGAUGACAGUAACUUUUAGUGUAAAUGUAAUUUUUCAGCUAUGUAAACUUUAACCUCCACUUUGUAUCAAUUUGUGUCCGAAUAUCAAUUUUACACUUUGCAUUGUUUCUCAAUGUAACUGUAGCUUCAGUGAAAUUUGUAACAGCAAAAUAAUGUGUAAAAUUGGAUUAUUACUAGAAACUGUAUAGUCAUAUCCUUACUAAACAAAUCUUUAAGUAAGAUUUGAAGUAAGCUACUGACAAGCCUAAGCAAACCCAAAGACUCUAACAGUAUUCUGAAAAGUUGCUGCAGAUUUCUAUGGCCACUGUAUCUGUUAAUUUCUUGAAUUUGAAGUUACACGUAGGGGUUUAAAAAUCAAUUUUUGUUCUUAAAAGUAUACUUAAGUUGUAAACGUGUUUUAAAGCCUUUGAAGUGCCUAUGAUUCUAUGUAACUUGUCGCAGACUGGUGUUAAUGAAUAUAUAACAGUAAAAGAAAAUGUUGGUAUUUUAUAAGCACAGACGAUUCUAAUGGUAACUUUUGUAGUCUUACAUGGAUGAUAGACAUAAAUUGUAAUUUGGGAACAUAAACACUACUGAAUAAAUCACGUGGCCUAAUACUGAAAUGUCAUAGUCAUAUACUUUUGUACUUUUUCACCUUACUCCUACAUGGUUAUGUUUAAUAUCACAAAUUAUGUCUAUUAAAUCUUGGAGCAUGUUAUUUGGAAACGAAGACCAAAAAAGCCGUUGAUGAGGCUUAUGCUUUGCACAGAGAUUCAGAAAUGGCAGGGAAAACCUUGAAUAUUUCUUUGUGUAAAAACUUGGAAUCAUGCCUGUGAAUUAUAAGGCUUUCAAUCUUUUCAUUAUAUUCAAUGGCAGCUUUGGCAUAGACAUACACUUUCUGCAAAUGUUAAUUUCAGGCUGUAAAACUCAAAAGGAGUAUAUGCAGGUUCAUGUAUUAUGGAUAUAAUUUCUUUUAUUUCACCUUUGGAGAAGCUCAGCUUGAUUCAACUCAGACUCCAGAAGGAGAAUUGAGAAGUGGCGUAUCUUCAUAGGAGAAGACAAGACCUAUUUCAAGUAGAAAAGAUAAAAAAGACUUUAUUGGUUAGCAUUCAAAUAGCUGUAUAACAAAGAUGACAGCAGUAUGUUUGCCUAUGAUAGGUUCUGACUUCAGGUCUGUUAAUUUCCUCUUUUCUUAUUUCUUAAUUUCAAAAUGAGGUGGACAGAACUGAACUUACUUGCUUCUCACAAUUCUGUACCCUUGUACAUACAAAAUAGUAGGACUCCAAAUAAUAUAAUCAUUUAAUAUUUGCUGCUGCUCCAAGUUCAGUGGUCAUUUAGGGAAAAUUUAAUUUUUUUCUAUACUGUAAGUAGUUAAAAACCUUUUAGGCUUGCUGGCAGAUUUUCCAAAGCCAUAUAUCUUCACCAACUAAAAUCAAGGUAAAUAUUUAAUAGGUAUAUCUUAUUGUGCAAUAUUUAAUGAAAUUCAAUUAAUAAAACAACUAUUUGAAAUAACGGUGCCAAGAAAAGAAAAUUUCUGGCAAAUGCUGUGCCACUGCUAUAAAAUAAAAUAUUUGUUAAAGUGCCAAAAUAAAGUCUACCAUGCCUAAACUAAUAUUUCAUUUGUAUAGUCUGACAUCCAGUCUUCUCCAAGCCCAUUUUAUUUUGCAGUAGAUUGAGUUUUCUUAAAGAUGUAGUAAAUGCUGUUUAGUUUAGUUGUAAACAUUAAAUGCAUGAUAAAUUGUCUACUUUUUCUUCCUCAGCAGAUCAAUAUUAAAUUGCUUGAAUAACCAA